Molecule: messenger RNA, 3328 nt
Organism: Fundulus heteroclitus (mummichog)
Lineage: Eukaryota; Metazoa; Chordata; Actinopteri; Cyprinodontiformes; Fundulidae
Gene: cebpz
Product: CCAAT enhancer binding protein zeta
Exons: 17
Coding region: 44-3166 (1040 amino acids)
Cellular component (GO): nucleus
Source: RefSeq, a predicted model, not a curated record
CGCGCCACGCAGUGCGCACCACGCUGUGCAGCAGGGAGGCAGCAUGGCGGACGACAGGAGCUCCGCGGAGUCCCGGCAGGAGGGGAACAGCGAUGCGGAGGAGGCGGCAGGAGAAGAGGAGCUCAGCCUGGAGGAGGUGCUGCGGCUCGGAGGAACCCAGGCGGAUUUCAUCCUCCUGGCCGGCAUCGAUGACUCGGCCGAGCUCGUCGACGGAGGGAUGAAGAACGCCAUCGACGACCUGGAGGAAGGAGAGCUGGAGAAGUUCAUCACCAAGCUGGGGAUCCGGAACCAUGCCGGGUUCCAGAACCUCCCAGACGAGCCGCAGGGCGCCGCCGCCGCCACGGACCAGCAGAAAGGCGGGAAGGCGGCGGCCACAGCGGCGGAUCAGGCGUCCAGCGCUCCGGUUAACAAGCAGCAGAAGAAGAAGAAGGAAGACGUUCAGGUUGUUCCUGCGGGGAAGAAGUCCAAGCAGAACCUGAACGUGUUUGAGUUCCAGCCGCGGCAGGUUCUGCUCAUCAAGCCCGGCGGGAAGUGGUUCGACCUGGAGUACGCCUCGGAGGUCACGGAGGCGCCGCAGGACCCGGCGCUGGUGUCGCGCUACAAGGCGCUGGCCCAGCGGCUCUACGAGGCCGAGGUGGACCUCUUCAGAACCAAGAAGAACCUGCAGAAGGGCGCCAACUCGGCCUGGAUGAAGACGGUGGUGUCGUCGGGCGUGCUGGCGGACAGGAUGGCGGCCAUGACGCUGCUGAUCCAGGACGCUCCGGUCCACAUGCUGGAGCACGUGGAGGCGCUGGUUUCCAUGGUGAGGAGGAAGGGCAGCCGGCGGAUGGGCCUGAUGGCGCUGGACACGCUGCGGGAGCUGCUGCUGUCCAACCUGCUGCCCGAGGCCCGCAAGCUCCGCCCCUUCGCCCAGCGCCCCUUCCACCUGCUGGAGGAGCGGGCGAGCGGCAACCGGGACGCCCGCGACCGCCGCCUGCUGCUCUGGUUCUUCGAGCACCGGCUGAAGCUGCAGGUGGCCGAGUUCGUGGCGGCGCUGGAGGAGGUGGGCCGCGACACGGUGGCCGCCACCAAGGCCAAGGCGCUGGCCGCCGCCCACGAGCUGCUGAGCUGCCGGCCGGAGCAGGAGGCGGCGCUGCUGGUCCAGGUGGUCAACAAGCUGGGCGACCCGGCGUACGGCACGGCGGCGCGGGCGGCGCACCUGCUGGAGACGCUGCUGCACCGCCACCCCAACAUGAAGGCGGUGGUGUGCUGCGAGGUGGAGCGGCUGAUGUUCCGGCCCAACGUGGGCGCCAAGGCGCAGUACUACGCCGUCUGCUUCCUCAGCCAGGUGAUGCUCAGCCACCAGGAGGCGCCGCUCGCCGCCAAGCUCAUCUCCCUCUACUUCUCCUUCUUCCGCGCCUGCGUGCAGAAGAAGGACGUGGAGUCCAAGAUGCUGAGCGCGCUGCUGACCGGCGUCAACCGGGCCUACCCGUACGCCGGCGCCGGCGACCAGAAGGUGAAGGAGCAGCUGGACACGCUGUUCCGGGUCGUCCACCUGGCCCGCUUCAACACGGCCGUGCAGGCGCUGCUGCUGCUCUUCCAGGUUCUGGACUCGCAGCAGAGCGUGUCCGACCGCUUCUACGUGGCGCUCUACAGGAAGCUGCUGGACCCGGGGCUGGCGGCCUCGUCCCGUCAGAACCUCUUCCUGAACCUGCUCUACAAGGCGCUGAAGGCGGACGUGGCGCUGCGGCGGGUCAAAGCCUUCAUCAAGCGGCUGCUGCAGGUCGGCGCCGAGCUGGGCGGCGGCUUCGCCUGCGGGGCGCUCUUCCUCGUGUCCGAGGUGAUGAAGGCCAAACCGGGCCUCCGGGUCCUGCUGCAGCAAGGAGAGGACGGGGAGGAGGAGUUCAAAGACGUCUCAGAGGAGAACCAGGAUGAAGAGGAGGAAGAGGAGGAGCGGUUUGUGGACGCAGACAAACUGGGUCAGGGCGUCGGUGUGGCAGAACCGGAGACCCGGCCCGCAGCAUCAUGGGUCCACCACCAGAACCUGGAAGGAGGGAGGAGCUGUCAGAACUACGACCCGCUGCACAGAAACCCGCUGUUCUGCGGCGCCGACCGCUCCACGCUGUGGGAGCUGCACCGGCUGGCUCUCCACUUCCAUCCGUCUGUGUCUCUGUUCGCUAAGACCAUCCUGCAGGGAGAAUCCAUCCAGUACUCCGGUGACCCGCUCCAAGACUUCACGCUGAUCCGGUUCCUGGAUCGCUUCGUCUUCAGGAACCCCAAACAGCUCAAAGGAAAACAAAACACGGAUUCUGCAGCUCUGAGGCCCAAACAGAGGUUCCCCGCCUCCUCCUUACCUGUGAACGGUGCCGAGUUCCUGUCCAAAGAGGAGAGCCAGAUCCCCGUGGAGGACGUCUUCUUCUACCGGUUCUUCAAGAAGCGGCAGCGGGAGAAACAGAACCGGCGCCAGCGGGCCGACGGAGACGAGGACAGCGUGGAGGACGUGGACGACGAGGAGUUUGAGGAGAUUCUCGAUUCCUUUGAGCAAGACGCGUACUUCACCGACGUGGCGGAUGAGGACCUGGACUUCGCCGGGAGCGUCAGGAGCAGCAAAGGGAAGAAGGCCCGGGAGGACUCAGAGGGUUCUGAUGUGGACGACCUGGACGAUGAGGAGGUGUCCCUGGGCAGCAUGGACGAGGAAGACUUUGGAGACGAGCUGGAGGAGGAAGGCGGGGCCUUCAUCCACCCUGAUGAUGAUGAUGAUGAUGAUGGUGUUCCUGAGCUGGAGGAAGAGGAGGAGGAAGGUCCAGACGAGGAGACGGCGGUUCUGGACGUCGCUCCCCGGACCAAGAGCCGGAAGAGGAAACCAGAGGAGCUGGACUUCUCCGGGUCUCUGGAGCGUAAGAAGGAGAAGAAGAAGAAGAAGAAGAGGGACGGAGCCAUGUUUGCUUCUGCUGAGGAGUUUGGUUCCCUGCUGGAUGAAAACUCGGACUCCAAGUUUGACAACAUCGGCCUGAACGCCAUGUCCAACACGGACAAAGCAGGCCUGAAGCAGCUGAGGUGGGAGGCCCAGAGGGACGACUGGAUCCACGGCCGUGACUCCAAGACGCUGCGCAGGAAGAAGUCGGGUCAGAGGAGGCCGGCGGGCCGGGCCCGGGUCGGCGCCGGUCCGUUCAGGAGGAGGAAGUAGCGGCUCAGUGGCGCUUGGCGGCCCAGGCCUCCUGGUCCCGCUCUCUGGUUCCGUAGACGCCGGCCCAUUCGUUGGAGCGAUAAUAAACUGAAGACAGGAGGACAGACGCUGCAGAGAUUCAUGUACAAAGUUUUACAAUAAAGACUCAAAUGUUUCCCUGAA